Messenger RNA from Daldinia childiae, 1305 nucleotides. RefSeq lists its product as uncharacterized. The transcript has a single exon. The record is from RefSeq and is a predicted model, not a curated record. Lineage: Eukaryota; Fungi; Ascomycota; Sordariomycetes; Xylariales; Hypoxylaceae. Bases 1 to 1305 code for a protein of 434 amino acids.
AUGUCUUCCGCAGAAGCCACAGUCGGAGCAUCUUCGCGAGGUCCUUCCUACCGAGAAAAGCUAAAUAAUGUAGGGAACAUCACGCCUCUUAACGCACCUUUGAUAUCGUGGGGUGGGCAGCGCGGCAGAUCACCCACAGAGUAUCUAAAGAAUUACAAGACAUCCUACACGAUCCCUUUCGGCUACGAAGUCGCAACAUGGCGACAGAAAUUCUUCGGCGGGGGGGAUAUGAUGUUGCCGUUUUCUUUCCGGACAGAGCCCGAAAUCAAGCCCUCUAAGCCUAAUGAGGCAACUAUAGUACUCCUAUUCUACCCGCGCCCCGAUGAAGACAACGCAAGACCGAUUCAUAGAUCCAAAUCGUACCUUCGACGGAUAGACCGGAUUGCCAGAAUGGGAGAACAGACCAUCAUCUAUGUACCACCGGAGUUGAAGUCCGCCGUCCAAGGCAUGCGCGGUGAUCAUUACUGGCACGUUAUCGAUGAUUACCCGACGAUUUGGGACAUGCCCAACAAUGCGUAUCAGAAGGAGAACUUUGCGACCAAGCAGCCGGAACUCUUCGAGCAGUUCGAUGGGUACACGGAGGCGGACGGGGACUUGAGGCCCGAGCCGCGGUACAAUCGUGCGCACCACAGCGCCGUGUGCAAUGCGAAGGCAUUCAUCAUGUAUGAUGCUAUCAUGCGCAACCCAUUCGGCUCGGAUGACUGGAUGUACGUAGAUGCCGGGUUCCUCUUUGACGAUGGCCCCCAGGACGACGAGGGCACGCCCUGGGGCGAUCUAUUCCGCGCUGGCCUCGACGCAGACAAGUUCGAGCGCGCCAUCAGCAUGUCCCGCGACACGGGGGUAGUUAUGGGCGAGUACUCGCAUCGACACGGUCAUCCCGACGCCGAGGACGAGUGCUUCACCAACCCCAAAAGAUCAUGGCGCGCACGACAAUUCAUCGCACAGGUGUACGUCGGCAACUCGCUCGGCAUGCUAAACUACAGCGUCCGUUUCAUGCAGACGGUCGACGAUAUGGACGCAAACGGCUUCUAUACGGGGCGCGAGGAGCUCGUAGUCCCGUUCGUCGCGCUGCGGUACCCGAAUACGGUCUUCUCGGUGCCGUACUUCCGACUUCCGCCGAACCUGGACUACCAGUGGCAGUUCCCGAUGAAGUUCGUGUUCUCCAAGGUUGGAGGCCGGGAGUCUGUCCCGCCUAUUGUUGAUCCCAUUUCGACUCUGUACUGCAAGGGGUAUACCCCGAGACGGCCGAAUAUGCGGGCUGGGGGGAUUUAUGAGGACCCGAGGAAGGAUGACGAGGAAGAGUAG